CGUCGUGCGUCGGUCUUACCGGUAGUUUCAGAGAGUGGAGCAUCAUGUCGAGGAGGGAAAAAUCCGUCUACAUUUCAAAAACGGAGAGCUGUCCCGGUCCGCUGAGCUGAAAAAUGGGAGCAAGCGCGUCAGUGUCGCUCUGUAGCGACCCAUCUUCAGUGAGAAUCCUGAGGCCCGUCACUAAGGUCAGCCCAGAGCCCAUCACUCCCACCCUGGAUUCACAGCCUGAACUGGCACCCAGAUGUGUGUUUGGCGUUGCCUUGGAAACACUAAGAGAGGAUGGACAGAUGGUCUGUGGGAUACCCCUCGUGUUGAGAGACAUGGUGGAGUUCCUGAAUAAGAAUGGAAUGCACCAUAGAGGUCUGUUUCGUCUGUGUGGGUCAGUGGUUCGGACCAGGCAGCUAAGACAGCGCUGGGACAGUGGAGAGAGGGUGGACCUGGAGCACGAUGGAGAUGUCCCCACUGUUGCUUCGCUCCUCAAACUCUUCCUUCGGGAGCUGCCCGUCCCCGUAGUUCCCGAACCUCAGCGCAAACAGCUGGUUCAGAGCCUAACAGGAUCUGCAGAUAGGACAGAGGUGAACCAGAGUCUGAGAGAAAACCUUUGCUGCCUCCCAGAUGACAACCUCAUUAUUUUGUCUUACCUCAUCCACUUUCUGUCCAGAGUGGCCGCUCACAGCCAGUCAAACCACAUGCCUGUGGAAAAUCUGGCAACCAUCUUUGGACCUUGUAUAUUCCAUGUUGCUGCAGGACCCAGGAUGCUGGAGGAGCAGAGUGUGUGUAACGCCCUGUUGCUGCAACUUCUCAGACAUCACAAGGUUCUCUUUCAAGCAGCAGCCGAAGACGCAGUGGUUUCCUCCAUUGCCUCCAGCUCACCACCUCCUCCUACCCUCUCAGCUCUUUCACACUUUGAGGUCCAACCCAGCAGCUGUCACUCGGAGCUGAGCAGUGUGGGAAGGUUGGAGGGAAAGGCUGCCUCAUUCUCAACGACCAGAGCUUUUAACCAAACCAUCUGGAUGCACUCUCAUCUCAACAGACCUGACACACUGCUGCAGGGUUGUGAAACCAGCUCUGAUGUCAGCACUGACAUUCAGAAGCUGAUUGCAGACCAGGAGGCUCUGGAGGAGAGCAGUGAAAGUGUGGAGGCAGGCGGUGUGCUUUCCUGCCCCACUGACCCAGGAACAGACCAAGAUCCACAGAGCAGCCCAUUUCAAAGCAUUCAGGGGGAGACACCAGCUAUGGAGUGUACCACAGAAGGCAGGACCUUUUCACAGAUCCCACAGGUCACCUCCUUGUCAAAGGAGAAAGAGGAGGAAGAAACUUCUACAGAUGCAGGGCAGAAUUCGUCUAUUUCAGACUGCUGCGUAGCGAAUGAGUCACAGUGCAAAACCCAAACACACAGUCAGCACACAGAGAGCCGACUGUGCUGUAAAACGCAGAAAGACGAGACAGAGGACAAAUCCAUGGCGUCUGAGUGGAAGGGAAGAAAAGGAGCAGGAGGAGGAUGUGGUGGUUCUCCUGACAGACAUUGUGAUUGCAGAGGCAGGAACAACUGCUCUGACAGCCCUUCCCUCAAGCUACAAGCCCUGGAGGCUGACAUGGGAGCCUCGCCAGCACCAGGAGACCCCCAGGCUCAGGAUAACCUACCUGCUCUGCAACAGCCUUUAUCUACUGAAGCCGAGAGCCUUUAUUUGACCCCAAAACAGAUCCUUCACUCGCCAUCAUCACCACCUGCUCAGGACACAGUAAACUCAUCGCAGCCUGUGCACAUCCCAUCCUCACAUUUGUCCAGUCCUGUCCUCUCUACUGCCACUUAUUCUGAGGGGCUUUCAGGAGAGAAUACCCUGCCGAGCCCUCCAGGCUCUAUUUCCAGCCCACUCCUCUCUCGUUUUAUGACCAACGACUGCCCCGUUCCCUCACCACGAUGCCCCAACUUCAGCCACAGUCUACGCUACAACCUGGACCCUGAUGCAGCUCCGUCCCCACCAUGCUCACAACACAUACGCAUGGCUCGCUGCAGUGUCCAUCCAGAGCUAGACGAGGGCUCUGUGUCCAUCUCAAUGCUCAACAGACACAUCCACACACUGAGGAAGAAGAUCAGGCGGUUUGAGGAGUGUUUUGAACAAGAGAAACACUAUAAGCCGGCCCACAAUGACAAGACGGCACAUCCAGAAGUGGCCAGACUGAUGAAGGAGCUCAUCAAGAGUCGCAAGCAGCUGAAAGAGAUGAAGCUGCGACAGUCAGAGGAAUCAGGACUGAGAGAGCAGGCUGAAACAUGCAGGACCAAUAUAGACCAGAGGGAGGCGACAGGGACUGAGCUGCAGCAGCUGAACAACAACACUAACACCAAACCAAAUGUAGAAGAAACGGUCAACAUUAUAACCAACAGGCUGAAGGAAAGACGGCGGGAGCUGGGCCUGCCUGACAGCAUUAAGGAGAUGUCCCAUUUCCAGAUGAGCAUGGAGAAAACCAUCAUGCAGAAGUGCCUGCUGUACUUUGAGAGUCUCCACGGACGACCAAGUACGAAGCAGGAGAGAACCCUGAUGAAACCUUUCUAUGAUCAGUACCGUCUUCUCAAGCAGCUGCUUUCGUCUGCAGCCACAGCAGUCAUUACAACCAUUGAGGAAGAGGAGGGCUCUGAUGAAGAGCACCCCAAACAACGAAGCCCCAGGCAGCAGCCGCUUUGGUUAAAAUCUCCCAGGUGUAUGUCCCCAGAUGAGUCGCAGUAUCUGACUUCUCUAGAAACAUCUGAAAUGCCUCUGGUGUCUCCGCUCGAAGAGGUGAAGGGUCUCCAGUCGCAGAUCAUCACCAUGGCAACACUGCAUGAAGCUUCAAGAUCAGAAUUACUGGAUCAUCUCAGGAUGGUUCGAUCAGAGAAGCGAAGGCUUCACCGAGCGCUCCGACAGUUUGAGGACCAUUUCUACACACAGACUGGCAGGACUUGUCAGAAAGAGGACCGUGGACCAAUGGCAGAGGAGUACUGCCAGUAUAAGAACCUCAAAGCAAAGCUUCGUUUGCUGGAGGCCCUGCUCAGUAAACAACAGGACUCAACCAAGACAAGUUGAGUAACUCACAGUGGGACUUUUAUUUAACUUAACAGGAAUCGAUUGUUUUUUGUUUUUGUUUUUUUUGUUUUUUGAAAAAUUAGGUCGUGAUGCCGGAGGGUCUGGACUUGUUUCAUGCCAUGCUCAUUAUGUAGAUGCACUUUACAUGAAGAAAACUGCUGGAAAUCGGUGACAAUCUGAAUGAAAUGCUGGGUAAAGUUGUUUUUUUUUUGUCCCAACAACACUUCCUUUAUCAUUCAUGACACGUUAUUAUAAACCUGAUGUAGCAAGUGUACAUUAUGUAGCACAAAUCUAUGUCAAAGAUGAAGCGCUGUAACAACGUGGUGUUAGUUACAUCUGAGUCAUUUUAAGAUUACUUUAUGUAUAUUAUGGCACUUUGUUACUCUUUUUUUUCCUUGCCAGAAUACUGUUUUUGGACAACUUUGUCCGUAGUUAAUGUGGAAACUGCAUUUUUAAAAGUGCUAUCUUGGCAAAAAAUGUGUAAGCUUAAAUGCAGUCAGUGAGACAAUCCUGCAGUGUUUGUGCAUGUCAGUUUUUUAGUCCUACAUUGUGCUAUGAUAUGCAUUAAGAAUUUCAUAGGUGAUCUAAAUUGUGACUGUCAACGUGUUCACCUCGGAAAUAUGUGAAUGUUGGUGAACGUAGGCAUCGUAGUGCAAAUUAUAUCUGCUGUUAAAUUUGUAUUAUUCCCCCUUUUUGCCUGUAUGAAGUUAAUCCCCCCUAAAUGCCGUUGUUGACAAUGAUCAGAGCUUUUGACAUUGUGCACUUCUGGUUUAUAUAGUUUUCUAUCUAUAUAUAUCUAUCUAUAUAUGAAUGUAUCAAUAAAAAUAAAUAUUUUUUCACAUUUAUUCUGCUAAA
Molecule: messenger RNA, 3917 nt
Organism: Amphiprion ocellaris (clown anemonefish)
Lineage: Eukaryota; Metazoa; Chordata; Actinopteri; Pomacentridae
Product: protein FAM13A-like
Exons: 21
Coding region: 114-3062 (982 amino acids)
Biological process (GO): signal transduction
Source: RefSeq, a predicted model, not a curated record